This is a messenger RNA of Chlamydomonas reinhardtii, 1068 nucleotides long. RefSeq lists its product as uncharacterized. The record is from RefSeq and is a predicted model, not a curated record. NCBI's taxonomy places the organism in Eukaryota, Viridiplantae, Chlorophyta, Chlorophyceae, Chlamydomonadales, Chlamydomonadaceae. Gene Ontology annotation, molecular function: phosphatase activity. The transcript is spliced from 6 exons. Bases 123 to 653 code for a protein of 176 amino acids. Gene Ontology annotation, biological process: dephosphorylation; cilium assembly.
UAAAUAAAUAUAACAAUUCACAGAACUAGUUAUAGAAGGUGGUUUUCGACAAAGGUGUUCCCAGGCAAAGUUGCAUCGACUGUCGCGGAACACGCUUGCGGGGAACCAGCGGCAACGCCACCAUGUCGUGCAAGGCGGACGCCAAAUAUAACUUCGGACGCGCAUCCGAGCACGAUGAAAUUGUGUAUGGAGCUGCGCGCCCCGGCGCGGCCUCGCAGCGGUGCUUUAACCCCGAUGACAAGGUGACGGUGCCCGAGGUGGAGGAGUGGGCUGCCUUCAUGUCAGGACACGGCAUCGCGCGGGUCAUUUCGCUGCUGAGCGAGAGCGAGGUGGGCACCUACGUCCAGCCGCCCACAGACACACUCGCCACCCUGUUUAAGCGGGCGGUGCUGGUGGACGCAAAGGCGCCCGGCGCGGUGGACACGCUGGUAUCGGAGCUGAAAGGAGCUGUGGACACCGGCGAGAAGGUGGUGGUGCACUGCUGGGGAGGCGGCGGCCGCACGGGCGUGGCUCUGGCGGCCUGGCUGGUGCGCCACCACGGCCUGACGCCCGCGGCCGCGGCGGAGCAGGUCGAAUCGUACGCCAAGGCGCAGGGCGCGUCGCGGCGGGCGGAUGUGUCUCAGCUUCAGGGAUUCCUGGGGGCUAGCGCUUAAAGGAGUAGAGGGAGUAGAGGGCUUAGCGAGUUAGCGGGCGCGGAGGGGCACUGGCUUGUGUUGUUGGUUUUGUGUUGCGAUGUUGGUGUUGUGCCGGUUUGGGUGCGGUGGUGGGGUGCCAGUUGCCCAGCAGGCAAGUGUGGCAGACAAAUGAUGUAGACUUGUUGUGUGCUCGCGAGUCGUGAAGGACUUGAAUUUAACGGAUCUCUAUGUUUAAGUUUGUUGUUUGUACUUAGAUGCUCCAGGACGGAAGCAUGUGUUCUUGGCUGCAGUCCUCCAGCCCAGAGGGAUGGGCACCCUUGGGCACCCCCUCCACGGUCGUGCAGGACUGCAGGUGCCCCAAGGGAACCCACGCCCGGGCCCCUCCCAGGCUCCCAGCUCCACUGAUGAGUUAUGACUUCAAACCUUUGCUGCU